Molecule: messenger RNA, 711 nt
Organism: Suillus discolor
Lineage: Eukaryota; Fungi; Basidiomycota; Agaricomycetes; Boletales; Suillaceae
Exons: 2
Coding region: 1-711 (236 amino acids)
Source: RefSeq, a predicted model, not a curated record
AUGCCAAGCCUCAAAUCUCCAUCUACCGAACCAGACCCAAUUUUCCCAUAUGCAGGAGCGCGUAAUGAAUCUACCACGGGGGUGUUUAAUCCCUUAGAUCACGGUCUUGAUAUUGAUGACGAUCCACCAUCACCAUUCAAAGAAUUCGAGUCGCCUGUGCACCCGCGUGGGGCGAAUUUUGGUGCAGGCAUUGAUGAUGGGAAGCGACCAGGCGAACAGGUUAUGGGGGGUUCUAAAGGUCAGGAUGCUGUUGCCAAGUCGCCAGCUGCCAAGGGUGAUGCGAAAGGGGAAAGGGAAGAAGAAGAGGCAAUUACAAACACAAAUAUCGGAGAUGUGGGUGAUGUGGGUGGACAAGACUCCGAUGAAGGUACCAAAUUAGAGAACAUUCAGACUUCAAACGCUGGGGAUCAUGCCCGAGGUGCGGAUAGCCCGAACCGAGAGGAGGGUGCUCGAGAGAAAGGGAAGGCUAAUCAAGAGCAAGAAAAGAGUGAACAAGAUGGAGAGGGUAAUCAGGGAGCGGUCGGCCAAGCCACAUGCAAAGAUGCCAACCUCGCAAACGGUGAUACCCAAGUCGCAGGCAAUGAUACCCAAGAUGCAGCCAAAGCUUUACCUCCAGACUCUGGCCCCAAACCAGUGCCGACGCAUCUCACUCCUGCCCAAGAAGAGGCUGAAACCCACCGUCAUGCCUUCCUACUUAAAGAAGUAGCCUGA